This is a messenger RNA of Solea solea (common sole), 6745 nucleotides long. RefSeq names its product serine/arginine repetitive matrix protein 2. The transcript has 21 exons. The record is from RefSeq and is a predicted model, not a curated record. The coding region runs from base 302 to 6565 and encodes 2087 amino acids. Lineage: Eukaryota; Metazoa; Chordata; Actinopteri; Pleuronectiformes; Soleidae.
UCACUGCGGUGCCUUCGAGUACAAACCGGAAGUAGAAGACCGACACACGCAGCUUCUGUUUUGUUCAGAGUUUGACUAAAAUCCUUGAUUUUCGGCUUAAAAUGCGGACGUUUUGUUGGAUUGCACUGAGUUGUCGCGUCGUUUCAACGAUAAAUGAAACGUAAGUGAACAGUUAGUCGACGUCUUUGAGCUUGAACUCGGGAUUGUUUGUGUUAUUAGCUGCUAUCGCUGCUCAGUCGAUUAGCUCCCGGGCGCUGGACCGUCCCUGCCCGUGUCUCUGCAGCUUCAUUCUGGGGAGGAAAUGGGACGAGGGAAGGGUCGAGAGCAGCGACGCGGUCCCCCGAUGGGACCGCCGGGAGAAGACGCGCCUCCGUUCGACAUGGGUCGACCCAGGUGGGGCCCGAUGCCGCCUGGAGGCUGGGGUCCGAUGCCGCCUGACGGUUGGCCGCCGCAUGAGUGGGGCCCUCCACCACCGGAAGGAUGGGGUCCACUGCCGCCUGGUGGAUGGGGACCACCGCACGGAGACUGGGGUCCGAGAGGGCUUCCGCAUCCUGACUGGGACCCAAGAGGACCUCCACUGCCGGGCUGGGGGGGUCCCCCCGACGACUGGCUCCCUCCUCUAGAUGACUGGCGUCGAUUUCGUGAGGACUGGAGACUUCUUCACCCUGACGACCUGAGACUGCCGCACCCGGAUGACUGGAGACCCCCGCAUCCAGAUGACUGGCGACCUCCACACCACGACGGCUGGGGACCCGACAGGCCUCUCCCUCCACCCGGUUGGGGACAUCCGGGCUGGGGUCCAGAGCCUGCUCCACCUGUACCCCCUCCCGUCAUCCCCCCGCCCCCUGUAGCGAUUCCUCCUCCGGACCCUGCAGCUUUUGCCCCGGUGCCCCCGGUGCCCCCUGUCCCUGCGUUCGGUUUCCCGGCCUUCCCUCCUCCAGGCUGGACAGGAGAGCCUGUCCCUGAGGAACCGCUGGUGAAUCCGCCCCCGGACCAGCCUGAGUGGAUCAAAGCCUUGAUCUCGGCUCCGCCCACUGAGUCCAAUCAAGCUGAAGCUAAGAAAGAAGAUCCUGCUGAUGGCGCCGCCCCCGGACCCGGACCCAGCCCCGUCUCAAAACCUAAACCUGAACCCAGCAAGACCAGCAAAGCCAUCGGCCUUCUGGGAAAACGCAAGUUUGACAAGCCUCCUCCUGGCAGGUCCACAGGAAUCAUCUCCUUCAUCGGGCCGACCUUUGGCUACAUCGAGAGAGAAGAUCUGGAGAAAUUCACCUUCAGCUUCAGCGCUUUCUUUGGAAACCCAAAAGCCAUGACACCCGGGGUCAGAGUUCACUUCACCGGCUGUAAGAACAAGCACAAGAGUCAGAUAGCGACAGACGUCAAAGUGGCCCCAGGUGGGACCGAGAACGUUGACGUGGACAUCUACGAGGCUGUGGUCAGUAAACCAAUCGUGGAGCCUCAGCCUGGCGAGCGCCAGUACCCGGGUCAGGUCUACGUGAACAUCGGUCCACUGAGGACCAACCUGACGUUUGAGAGGAAGGACAGCACGGUGACGCUGCUGAAGGACGACCAGGUCCUCAUCAACCUGCUGACCGAUAUCGUGACGGAGAAGAGGAGGGCCACCAACAUCAAACCCCAGAUCCCUGCCACCUUCAGCCACACGGGGGAGACACGCGAGGAGGGCAUCAUCAUCAGCCUGAAAGACGACAAAGGCGUCAUCAAGUCAGAAAAUCACAGUGAACUUCCCUUUGACAUUGGAGAAAACCUGAGUGACGUGGAGUUCACGGCCGAGGACGUCAACGAGGAGGUGGAGUUCACCGUCCUCAUGUUGUUGUCUGGGAAACAAGCCGUCAGGAUCCGUCGCGUGAAGGAGCCGCUUCUCCUCACGCUGUCGUCCGCAACAGAGGAGGCGGCGCUGGCGGCAGCGAAAGAAAACCACGACGGAGACUCGGAGGCACCGGGAGGAAAGACGAGGGUCCAAGCGGAGCCGCCGCCCGGCAUGAUGCUGGACUCUGAACUGUACGAGGGGAUCGUCAGUCAGCCGAUCAUAGAGCCUACGCCCACCUUGCAGGGUUACCCAGGUCAGAUCAGCGCCAACAUCGGCCCGAUCAAGACAAACGUGACCUUCAACCACCAGGACUGUGGCGUGACGCUGCUGAGGAACGACCACGUGCUCAUUAACCUGCUCGUCGAUGCCUCUACCAAGAAGAGGAGAGCGGCGAACAUCAAACCAAAGAUCCCAUUCACGUUCUGUUACACCAAGGAGAAGAGAGAGCUGGGCAUCAUCACCAUCCUUGGGCCUGAAGAGGGCAUCAUAAACUCUGACGACCACGGUGAACUUCCCUUCGACGUCUGCGAGAACUUCAGUGACUCAGAGUUCAACAGCAGUGACAUCCACCAGGAGGUGGAGUUCACUACGACCAUAGUGAAGUCAAAGAAGCGAGCGAUCAGACUGAGGAGGACGAAAAGGUUUGAGGACCAAAUCCUGGCGGAGCAGAAGAGACGUGGGGAGGAGGAGAAGAGGAGGAAGAAGCUCGAGGAGGAGGAGAAGAAGAGGAAACAAGAGGAGGAGGAGAAGGAGGAAGAGGAGCAAGAGAGGAGGAGGAAGGACGAGGCAGCGGCGGCGCUUGCCGCAGCUAAAGACAAGUGGACGCCGCUCGGCUUCUCGGUGAGAGAUCCCUGCACGCGAGACGACAUCAGCAAGGAGCGGUUUGAAGGAACUGUCCUCAGGGCCAUCUCCCAAUUCCCUCGCAGGGAGAUCAAGAAGGAGCCGGAGGAGGAGCACACAGGAGGGGGAGGAGCCUCUGGUGAUGGGCAAACACUCCCUGGACAGGUGAAAAUAAAAGUGGAGACAAAAGAUGAAGGAGAGGAGGAAGGAAAACCUGUCAGAGAGGAGGAAAAGAUGGAGGUGAAGAAGGAGGAUCAUGUGUUGCAGGCUGGAGGCGGAGCAAAAACAGGCCGCGAAGUGGGUCGACUGGUGAUGACCAUCGACGGUCAACAGAAGCAGCUUAGUUUCGGUCCCAGAGACCUGCUGACCACGGCCACCAUGCUGGACGGAGACAAGGUACGUUUCAACAUUGCCACCAAUUCAGAGACCAAAGAGGAGCGAGCGACCUACGUGGAAAUCCUGCCCGACUCCUUCGAAGAGUCCACCGAACAACGUCGAAAUGGCAUCGUGAUCGAGUUCUCAGGGCCCUCAGGCCUCAUCAAGUGCAGUCAGAACCCACAGCUCUUCUUCUUCAUGUCAGAGGUGAUUGAGAAGAAAAGGCUGGAGUUAAACGAGAAGGUCGAGUUCAGCGUCAUCCCGCAUGAGACGGCAGAGGGCGGGACCCAGGCCAUCAGGAUCAAACGUUUCACAGAGAGCGUUUUCCUUCCAGCUCGCAAACUCGUUGCAGUCGGAGCAAACAAAGGGAAGAUGACCAUAAAACUGAGCAAAGCUGCAGAGGAGACGGAGAAAGAAAAACCAGAGAAGGAAAAACUGAAGGCAGUAGUGAAAAGUCUUAGAGCGCAGGACAACAAGUCCAGCAUCAGCAGGCGGGAUCACAGCGCCCCCCGGCACAAAUAUGGCCACAGCAGAAGUAGGAGCAGGAGUCGAAGUAGGAGCAGGAGUCGAAGUCGGAGCAGGAUUCCAAUCACAGACGAGUUUGGCCGUGUCAAAAGAAAACAUAGUCCCAGUGCCGAACGAGAUCGUAAAAGCAGGUACAGAAACAGCAGAGAGAGUGAGAGGUCACACCGGCACAGCAGGAGUCGCUCAAGGAGCCGCAGCAAGAGUCGCAGCAGGAGUCGCAGUAGGAGUCGCAGUCGGAGCAAGGAAAGGUCCAGAAAGGCUCCAGAAAGGAGCUGCAGAGAACGCGAGGAACCUCCGAAGAGGAGGAGAGAGCCGAGUCCUCCUCAAAGACGUGGAGGCUUUGAUGACGAGCUAGCUAGGAAGAAACGUGAGCUAGAAGAGCUAAAUGAGAUGAUAGCCUACAAAAAGGCUCUGGUGGACAUAGAUCCCAGGGGACUAGAACCUGGACACAGGACUUGCAUCGACUAUGAUCACGGCAGGAUCACUAUGCCACUCACCGAGUUCAAACCAGUCCGUUCCAUCCUGAAGAAACGACCCGAAGGACCGGAGUACGAACAUCGCCCUACUCAACAUUACGAUGAUCCAUAUUAUGAUCGACCAUUUAGUCCUUACCAAGAUCGGCGUUAUGGUGACCGCUAUAGUGACCCAUAUGCAGCUCGUCCCUACCCCAACCCUCCUUAUACUGAGCGACCUUACAGUGAGCUUCCUUAUGAAAGUCGGGUGUAUAGUGAACCGCCCUACAGUGGUGUCCCUUCGUCUGCCAGUAAUCGCUACACCGAUCGCUACGAUGUUUAUGAUGAACCUUAUGAAGAACGUUACUAUGAACCAGCAUAUUCAGACCGACCUAACGAUGAUCCACAUCGCCCUGCAAAAGUGACCCAGUCUCUGGAGCCCCGCAAUCCGUCCCCUUCUUUACAGCCGGCAGCCUCCUCACAACCUGCUUCAACUGCCUCAUUUUCCCAAACUCCCUUUAGACCUCCUUCUCCCACUGAACCACCUCCUCGAAGUCCGUCCCCCAAGCUGAAGAAUGUAACCCAGCGCCCAUCGCCUCCAGUUGAGAAACCACCUCUGGACCGUUUCCUUGACAUGCUGAACAAAAAAGUUGUGGCUGAGAAGAAAUCCGAACCGAUUCAGGUCAAAGAUGAUCUUCUGCCUCAUGAGCGGGCACUUCAAGAUGGUGCGGGGUUCUCUCGUUUUGUUGGACUUGUCCAAGAGCAACCAAGCAGCAGUCAAGCUCUAGAAGGGGAAAAGAAACAACAAAGCCCUAAACGGUCUUCGGAGGAGAGAAUCAAUGAAGAAUCAAAGAUCAAGGCAGAACCCUAUGACAAGAUCCAGAGUCUACUCCGUUCGAUUGGCCUGAAGCUGAGUUCGGGGGAUGUGUCUAAACUGGCGAGCCGGGCUCAAGAGAAAAUCUACAGUCCAAAGUCCUCCUCCACAGAAAGAGAGACAUUGUCCUCCACAAAAGAAGAACUGCAAACAUGUAGAACGGGAUCAGUUGAAACCGAUCGCAACCAUACUCCCUCUCCCAUUAGAUCCUCCAGUGUGGAGUCGCUCAGCAGACAUAGAACAGUGUCAGAGUACGAAGAAUUCCUAGACCAACAAGAGCUGGAGACACUAAAGAAGGCACAGCAAUUACAGAAUCUCACCAAGACGAUGGGGAGUACUCUCCCCUCCACCAUGCCUCCAAAACCACCUCCUGGGCCUCCACCGACUCAAUACAUACACCCACCCCCACCUGUUAACUGGCCACUGGGAGGCACCAUUUAUCAAGAACAGACCUUCACAGCUGCAAACUUAGGAACUCAACCAACCUGUCAACUACCACAGAGAUUUGGCUUUCCUCCUGGACCUCCUGCUGGACCACCUCCACGGCGUCCUGGCCAGCCUCCUCCAGGGCCCCCUCCUGGACCUCCACCACGGCGUUCCACCGGACCACCUCCUUUUGCUCCGCCCCCUAAUAAUACAACCUUACCUUUCAUUGGCCUGCCUCCUGCAGCACAAUUAUCUGAUACCAGUCCUACCCAGCCCGUAACCAAUGCCACGGCAACACAGUUACCAGUCACAUCAAGUCCUCCGAGCAAUGACCAGUCAGCCAUCUCUACGACUAUGGCCAGAUGUUUGAAGGUCAUAGAGACCGUCAAGUCUCUGGCAUCACAACCCACAGCCAAACCAGUGAAGUCAGUCCAGUUCAGUUUACCCACCGAGUCUCCAUCAGUGUCCAGUUUUCAGGUUUCCACAGAGACGGAUGAAGAUGUCAAGGCAAAGCAGAAGGAGAAGCUGGAUUUAUAUGACCAGAGGAUCUUGGAGAAAAGGGAGCAGCAGUUCCAGGAGAAGAUGGCCCGCAAGAAACAAGGGGACAAGGAUGGUGCUGCAGUCGCCCCAGGAAAGCCAAUCAGCAGCGAGCCCAAGAAUGUCUGGAUCUGUGGUCAUUCUUUGGUGUACUGGGCCGAAUCUCGAGCUAAGUCUCCAGAGGUAGGUAUGCAGCUGGGCAUGGAACGGAGUAAGGUGGCCCUCUGGUGGAAGGGCACCCAAGGCAUGACUUGGUCUCAGCUCCUGCCCCAGCUCCACCAGCUGAAGGUCACCUGGCCCAACCCCGACGUCCUCAUCGUUCACCUGGGAGGUAACGACCUGAGCACCGACAGCCCCACCGACUUGCUGGCCUCCGUCAAGAAAGACCUGACCUCUAUCAGGAGCAUCUUCCCUCAGUGUGUCCUUGUGUGGUCCAACAUCCUCCCUCGGAGGGUGUGGCGCCACUCGGCUGACAACCACGAAGUCGAUUUGAUCCGCACAACCGUGAAUCGUAGAAUCCACAGUAUUAUCUCAGAGUUGGGCGGCACGUCACUGUCCCAUGACAACCUUCGCUGCGGUGCAAACACUGGCUUGUACCGCGCCGAUGGCGUCCAUCUGUCCCCCAAAGGCAUUGAUGUCUUCAACCUGAAUCUCCAGGAUUUUCUGGAGAAGUGGGAGAUGGAAGUGAACAAGGUGUCCGAGAAAAGUUAGACAUGUAUUGGUGAUAUGUGGUUUUUUUUUGUUUGUUUUUUAUUUCACACUGUAGUCCGGUCAAUCAGGAUAUAUUUGAUGGUCACCGGUUGCUUGGUAGUUUUAGCUUUGGUUUAUCAAGAACUUUACAGUCAAAUGUUUGUUUGUCUGUCGUGAAACAAUAAACUCAACUCAACUGUU